AACAUACAUCUGUUCCAGGAGAUUUCCAAUUAAAGACUAAAGACUGCUCCAACUGCUGCCUGCACGUCCCUAGCCACAGAUGGUCUUACAGAACCUGGAGAGCAAAUGAAGCAACUUGCACUUCCCAGGCUUAGUCAACAUUCCAGGUUUUGGGGUUCCCAGUGAUGCCCCAGUGUCAACAGGAAGUAGUCAUGGACGAUUACAUCACCCCUUGUCACUCAUUCAACAAAAUGGCUGAGAUGUUAAGUUCCAAACCCGGGACAUAUGACUGAGGAUCUCUCAGUGAAGUCACUCUCUGGUUUUGGCUGUGAUUGCUCUGCUCUCUGUGCAGGACUGAAUCUCUGCUUUUCCAGAGGCACACACAGUUGAGAUCAUGGCAUUUGACGGCAGUUGGAAAGUAGAACGGAAUGAGAACUAUGAUAAGUUCAUGGAGAAAAUGGGCAUUAACUUGGUGAAAAGGAAGCUUGCAGCUCAUGACAAUUUGAAAUUGACCAUUAGGCAAGAAGGGAAUAAAUUCACUAUUAAAGAAUCUUGCAGGUUUCGAACCAUUGACGUUGUGUUUGAACUCGGUGUCAACUUUGACUAUAGUCUAGCAGAUGGAACGGAACUCAAAGGUUCCAUGACCCUUGAAGGAAAUAAACUUAUUGGAAAAUUCAAACGUGUUGAUAAUGGAAAGGAGCUAAUUGAUAUCUGUGAAAUUUCUGGUGAUGAACUAAUUCAGACCUACAUAUAUGAAGGAGUCGAAGCCAAGCGGAUCUUUAAGAAGGAAUAGGCAAGCUUCUUGGAGUUGGAGCAACACUGAAGAGCUACACUCUUGUUAGACUUCCCUCUCCAUCCUGUUAAUGCUAGGAAGAUUCAUCCUUUCAUGAGCAUUGCUAGAUUUCCAGUCUUCUCAUAGUCUAACAUGGAAAAGCUAAUUAGGACUUCUUCUGUUUUAUGUUUCUUAAGAUAUACGUGAACUGUUAUUUUAAAAGAAAAUAAACAUUGUUCUCACA
Messenger RNA from Peromyscus leucopus (white-footed mouse), 995 nucleotides. RefSeq names its product fatty acid-binding protein, intestinal-like. Lineage: Eukaryota; Metazoa; Chordata; Mammalia; Rodentia; Cricetidae. The record is from RefSeq and is a predicted model, not a curated record. Gene Ontology annotation, cellular component: nucleus; cytosol. Gene Ontology annotation, molecular function: fatty acid binding. Gene Ontology annotation, biological process: fatty acid transport. The transcript is spliced from 5 exons. The coding region runs from base 374 to 772 and encodes 132 amino acids.